AUGUGUAGAACGAGCUCUAUUGACGCAAUCAUGUUCAAGAAUUUGGUGCCCAGGUGCACACCCAAAAUCUUCUUUAGAAGCUAUCAGAUCCCAACCACUACAAGAAAGAUAAUUCCAAUUUAUUCACCGGUGGAAAAAAUUCAAUCAUCAAAUAUUCUAGAGCGCUUAUCGAGGCAGGAAUUGGACACAAAACUGGACCCAAACGGAUGGAGAAGAAAAAUUAUCUCUAAAUCGAAGAACAGCCUGAAUGCUGGCGAUGUCGUAAGGGUUGUAUACGACGCUGAAAAGUGUUCAUAUGAUAAUUUUGUUGGCUAUGUUCUAUCAGUAGAUCGAAAGAGGUUAAUUCAGGAUGCGUCCGUUUUGCUAAGAAAUCAAAUAGCUAAAACUUCCGUUGAAGUGAGGGUACCAAUUUUCUCACCAUUGGUUGAAAGAAUAGAUGUACUCAGAAAAUCAGACAGUAGAAGGAAGAGAAAUAAGCAUUAUUACAUCAGAGGUACCAAGCUGGAUGUCGGUGAUUUGGAAGCAGGUCUCAGAAAAAAAAGGUAA
Zygotorulaspora mrakii is the source of this 546-nucleotide messenger RNA. RefSeq names its product mitochondrial 54S ribosomal protein bL19m (gene IMG1). The record is from RefSeq and is a predicted model, not a curated record. The transcript has a single exon. Lineage: Eukaryota; Fungi; Ascomycota; Saccharomycetes; Saccharomycetales; Saccharomycetaceae. Gene Ontology annotation, cellular component: mitochondrial large ribosomal subunit; ribosome. Gene Ontology annotation, molecular function: structural constituent of ribosome. Bases 1 to 546 code for a protein of 181 amino acids. Gene Ontology annotation, biological process: translation.